GGAGUCGGGGUCAACACACAAGGCAUUGUUCCGACCGGGAGGCAUAGACGACGGAACCAGCCUCGGCUACUACAUGAAGGGUCAGUGUCUGCUGCACGGAGUGAAGCAGGGCAGCGGCAUUCUCUGCAGUUGCUGCAACCAAGUGGUGAGCACUCUUCCUUUCACAUUCACCCCCCUCUCUCCGCAACCCUCCGUUCUCCAUCUCUUCCCAUCGUGCUCUCUCUUCUUCUUUCCCUUGAUAUCGUUUUUUCAUGCGUCAAGAGAUCAGCAGCUCUCAGUUCGAGGCUCAUGCAGGGAAGGGCGGCCAUCGCAACCCGCUCUUCUUCCUUCAAACUCCCUCCACUCCACCUUCCCUUCACCCACUCCCUUCACCCAUCCUCCACCUCUCCUCUGCUCACCCACCCACCAGCUACAACCGCAUAUUCACCGACGACGGCUACAGCUUGCACGAACUCGCAAUCAGGCCCUUCAAUGACACCAGCUACAAUCACAUACUCCCUCACUCUCCCUUCACUCUCCCUUCACUCUCCCUUCACUCUCCCUUCACCCUGCUCCCUCCCGUGCCUCUCCUCACCCACCCACAGCUACAAUCGCAUUUUCACCGACGACGGCCACAGCCUACACGAACUCGCCAUCAGGCUCGCAGCCUCCCGGCCCCCCUGCACCCCUGCCUCGUUUGCUGCUCCUGGUACUGGUGCUACCGGUACUUCUUCUGCUGCAUCUGCUGGACACAGCACUGCGAGGAAGGGCAGCCUCAAGCGCGGAAGAGAAUCCCGAGACUCCCGCGACUCCUGUGAGUCGAGCCCGCGAGUGCAUUUCAGCACAGACGGGAACGCGGGCGGGCAUGCGGACGAGUGCACCAACUGUGGCGAGGGCGGCACGUUGCUGCUCUGUGAGUCCUGCCCAGGCGCCUACCACCCCGGCUGCGUGGGUCUCCCCUCCAUUCCUGAUUCGGACUGGUUCUGCCCCACCUGUAAGCCGUCUACGGCUUUUUCAAGGCAUUUGGCUCCACUCCCCCCGAGCGUGGGGAAGGGGGAGGGCACGCGGGGGAAGGGGCGCGGCCGGGGCGCCUGGGGGAAGGGGAAGCGGAAGGGGGAGGCGGCUGGAGGGGAGGCGGCGGUUGGGGAGGUGGUGGAGGAGGAAGGGGCAGGAAAGGGUGCGGAGGGGUUGGGGGAGGUGGAUGUAGAUGUGGAGCGGUGCAGACGGUUGGUGAAGGAGUUGGAAAGCGCAGGGGGAGGGUGCGUGCUGUGCCAUUCUGGCUCACACGACUUUGUCCCAUCAGGGUUUGGCCCUCGGACGAUCAUAUUCUGUGAUCAGUGCGAGAAGGAGUAUCACGUGGGGUGUUUGAAGGAGCAUGGGGUUCAGGUGCUGGACAGGUUGCCCGAGGGGAACUGGUUCUGCUGUGCGGCGUGUGAAGAGGUGUUCAAUGCGGUGCAGAUGGUUCUGGAGCGGGGAAGCAUGCAUUUGCCGGAUCUGCCGGAUUGGGAGGAGAUGGAAGAGGCUCACCUGCUGGAACCGCAGCCAAUGCAGCGCGCUUCUGGUGCUGCUGGUGCUGGUGCUGGUGCUGUUGCUGGUGCUGUUGUUGGUGCUGCUGCUUCUCCUUCUGUUGGUGGUGCGGCUGCUGAUGAUGAUGCUGCUUUGCCAGCAGCAGCAGGAUUGGGGCAGCAGCAGGGACAGAAGAAUACGAGCGCCAGUACUGGUGGCUGCACCAGCCCCGCCCCCCACUGCUCAACUCCGCCGCUGCCUCCGCCUCUGCCUCCUCCUGCCACGCUUCUCAACACGCCUCAGCAGCAUAGCACCUCCUCCCAGCUUCGGGCGGCAACCUUUGACCUGACGCCGAAUGCGUCGCAGGGCCGAGCGGCACAGGGCAGGGCGCGGGGCGGCGAGCUGACGUGGCAGGUGCUCAAGGGGCGGCGGGGGUUGGAGGCGAACGGGCUGACGCUGGGCGGCGUGUGUCAGCUGUUUGCGGAGUCAUUUGAUCCGAUCAAGGAUGCAUUCACGGGGAAAGAUCUGAUUCCCCUCAUGGUUCGCAGUCGCAGCAGCAGGGAGCACGAGUUUCAGGGCAUGCUGUGCUGUGUGUUGAAGCAGCGCGACCGCGUGGUGUGUGCAGCCUGCAUCCGCAUCUUCGGCCGCCAGCUCGCUGAGAUGCCCCUCGUCGCCACCGCCUACUCGCACCGCCGCCGGGGUUUGUGCAAGGUAUUGCUGAACGCACUGGACGUGCUCUUUUCCCUGCUCGGAGUGAGCAAGUUCUGCCUGCCAGCAGCGCCGGGAGCGGAGGGCACGUGGAUCAAGGGAUUCGGCUUCUCUGUUAUGAGUACAGAGGAAGUUACUCAGGUGCAUCGGGACUUCCCGCUCCUCGUCUUCCCCGGGUCUGUCAGCGUGGUUCGGCGCGUCCCGAGCCUGCCCCGGGCCUACCGCAAGGCUGCCGAGCUUCAGGUGUUUGGUGCGGUUGGGAUGGCGCCGCUGCCGCAGCUGGAUUCCUUCCCCCUGUUAUUGCCACCCUCGAUACAAGACAAGGCAGGGGACACAGCACAAGAGGCGUCACAGGGAGGGAAAGAGGGGCCUGGGGGUGAGCGAGGGGAGGAGGCAGCAGGGGUUACUCGCAGGCAGGGAGAAAACGGAGUGGAUGCAACAGCUUUGGUAUCAGAGCAGGAAGUUACCGCUGAUGAUAGAGGUCUGCUUGCUGUAGUGACGGCUGUAGCGGUUACAGCUGCAGGGGAGGUGAAGCCUGCUACAGCCAGUUUGGUGGUGAUAUCUGGGGCCGGGGAAGCAGAGGGGCUCACAGCUGCGGGUAGGCCAAAGGGUGUGGUGGUGACUGCUGGUGCAGGGGAUGCUGGGGAAGUGACAGCAGCAGAGGAGGACGAGGAGGAGAAGGAAGAAGAGGAGGAAGAGGAAGAGGAUGAGGAUGAGGAUGAAGAUGAGGAUGAGGAUGAGGAGGAGAAAGAUGAUGAGGAAGAGGAGGAGGUGGUGAUAGGGAAAAGUCAAAGGCGUGGUGGGGGUGGGGGUGGGAAGCGUGUGAGGGAGAGAAAUGGUACGGUGGGGAGUCAGCAGCAGGUGCCUCCUCUGUUCAUAGUGGCGGUUGAAGAGAAGAGCUAUGACCCCUCCGUGUGGGAUGUGGGGAGGAGCGAGGAGGAGGAACCGAGAGUUAGUGGUGAGGAGAAGGGAACGAGAGUGGGUGAUGAGGAGGAGGAAAAGAGGGUGAGUGAUGAGAAUGGAAUUAGGGAGAGUGACAAGGAGGAGGAAAAGAGGGUGAGUGGAGAGGAGGGAGGUAGGGGGAGUGAUGGAGAGGAGCAGAAGGGGAUAUGUGACCUGGAAGGGCAAGAGGAAGAGAGGAGGAGAAAGAGGAGACACGUGUCAUUUGCAAGUGACUCGCUGGGACCUGAUGCGAGUGGUGCUGAUGUGGAUGCUGCUGAUGUGGACAGUGCUGACAUGGCAGGUGCUGACGUGGCAGGUGCUGACACGGGAGGUGCUGGCAUGGAUGGUGUCGACAAGGGAGGGAAGAAAGACGCAGUGACCCUUGAUCCUUCCAUCUCUCCUUCCACCUCUGCUGCACGCACACGCCCUCACCACCCUACAACCGACCCCACUCACUCCCACCACUCACCACCCCAUUCGCAACAUACCCAUUCAACCACCCAUCCUUCACUCACUACAAGCACUGCAAGCAUCCCAGUCCCUGCAGUCACUGCCAGCACUCCUCCCAUUGAAACGCCUGUCAGUGUCAGUGACACUCCUCCCAUUGAAACGCCUGUCAGUGUGACUGACAUUCCUCUGAUUGAAGUGCUGCAACCGAGGGCGCGUGAGUAUGGCGAUUACCGCGCCUCCCAGGGCUGGGACCGACACACUCUCCCCGUCUGCCUCGCCCUGCCUGCCCCUCCCCCUCCCCCUGCCGCUGCUGCUUUCCCUGCUGCUGCUGCCAGUGCUGCUGCCGCUGCUGCUGCUGCUGCCACUGCUGCUGCUGUUGUUGGUGCUGUAGCCGGUGCUGGUGCUGCUGGUGAUGAUGUGGAGGAAAAGGAGGAGGAGGCGGAGGAGGAGGAGGAGAAGGAGGAGGAUGAGCAGGAGGAGGAUGAGAAGGAGGAGGAGAAGGUGGAGGAGAAGGUGGAGGAUGAAGAGGAGGCUGAGGAAGAUGAGGAGGAUGCAGAUGAGAAAGAGGAGGUGGAGGGUGGGGAUGGGGAUGAGGAAGAGGAGGUGGAGGAAGAGUUUGAGGAGCUUUUUGAGAUCGAUGGGGAGGACAGAGGAUGGGGCAUGGCUGAUGGAGGAAGGCGAGGGAAGAGAGAAGCUUUUGAGAAUUCUCAAAAACCAGCUGGUGAUAUUGCUGGGGAGGAGGAUAGAGGAUGGGGCAUGUCUGGUGGAGGAAGGCGAGGGAAGAGAGCAGCAAGGGCGAGACGAGACGGUGGCAGGCGCGAUGAUGGUGUGGGGAGGAGCAGGAUGGAAGCUGAAGAGGUGGAGGAGGGGCGUGGAGAGGAGGAGGGGAGUGGUGAUGAGGAGGGGAGUGGAGAGGACGGGAGUGGAGAGGAGGGGAGUGAAGAGGGGGAGUGGGGUGGGAAGGAGGAAGUAAGUAGCAUGAGUGGGGAGGGACGGCGAGGGGAGAGGAAGCAGACCGGGUUGGAUCUUCUAAUGAGGCGAGCAAGUGAGAAGGAUGAGAAGGACGGAGAGAAAGGGGUGGAGGAGGGUGGGAAAGGUUUGAUAAUGGAUAUUGCAGUGGAAGGGGUGAUGGACGGUGUAGUGCGGUUGAGAAGCACAGAGGAGGUGACCAACGCCGCAGUGCGGUGUGGGGAGCGGGCGGGCGGGGGUGCUCGUCGUGCGAGGAGAGGGAGAGGGCGGCACAAGGAGAGAGAGGUUUGUGGCGACGGGGACUGGAAUGGUGGGGACGAGAGUGGGUUUGUGGGGGACAAGGCAAAAUGGGGGAAAUUAGAGGCGAAAGAAUCAGGAGGAGGAUUGAAAGAGGAGGAAGAGGAGGACGAAGAAGGGGAAAAGGAGGAAGAGGAGGAAGAGGAGGAAGAGGAGGAGGAGGAGGAGGAGGAGGAGGAGGAGGAGGAGGAGGAGGAGGAGGAGGAGGAGGAGGAGGAGGAGGAGGAGGAAGAAGAAGAGGAGGAUGAGGAGGAAGAAGAGGAGGAUGAGGGAGUGGAUGGUGACUCAAUUGAUGAAGCAAGCGGUGGCGAAGGAGAGGAGGAGGGGAGUGAGUCUGGGGAGGAAGAAGCAGAGGGGGAAGAGGACUGCUAUUCGCCUGAGGGGAGAAGGCUUGGGAAGGGUGAAGGGCAGGAGAGUGGGGAGAGAGGGGGUGAUGGGGAGGAGAGUGGGGAGAGAGGCGGUGAUGGGGAGGGAGAUGAUGGAUCGGGGAGUGAGAGUGAGGGCAGUGAAAGUGAUGAGGGUGAUGGUAAAGGGGGAGAAGCAGGGGUAGGGAGAGGAGGAGCAGUGGGGGGGAUAGGAGGAGCAGUGGGGGGGAUAGGAGGAGCAGUUGAUGGGUUGGAGAAAGGGAGGGAGAGAGGCCAGGGGGUACGGAAUGGUAGCGGGCUAGGGAGAGGGCGAGGCAGGGGGGUGGCUGUAGGGGGGGUGACUGUGGGAAGAGGGUAUAGGCAGCAGGUUAUGUUCGCCGGGCAGAACGGCAAGUUGGAGCUAAGAACAAAGCCGGAUUGA
Closterium sp. Naga37s-1 is the source of this 5637-nucleotide messenger RNA. The record is from the annotation of a GenBank genome assembly. NCBI's taxonomy places the organism in Eukaryota, Viridiplantae, Streptophyta, Zygnematophyceae, Desmidiales, Closteriaceae.